This is a messenger RNA of Lentinula edodes (shiitake mushroom), 1746 nucleotides long. Its product is annotated as actin-related protein. Bases 170 to 1645 code for a protein of 491 amino acids. NCBI's taxonomy places the organism in Eukaryota, Fungi, Basidiomycota, Agaricomycetes, Agaricales, Omphalotaceae. The transcript has 5 exons. The record is from RefSeq and is a predicted model, not a curated record.
AUAAUUGUACAUUGCAAUUGGCACUGACAAUAUGUUAUGAUCACUGAGGAGGGUUCAGCGAUUAGCCAAUGAGACCCCAAAUGAGAACACAUAUUACACAGGAAACUUCGGUACUGAUGUCACGUGCCAUCUUUCCUUCUUUCAUUCUCGGACAAGGCCUUUUGCUAAAAUGGCUUUUCGAGAUGCUUCAGUAGUUGUGAUAGAGACAGCAAGAACAGUUGUCAGAGCCGCCUUAGGUCUUCACGAGCUCUUGAGAACUCCUUCGGUGAUUAUUCAAGCACGCGUUGGCCUUCGAAAAAGCGCGAACACCAACGACUUCCGCACAGAAACUGGCGCAUCGACUAGUAGAGCAUCUUCUUUACCCUUGGUAGCUCCGCCGAACGCGACUGUCGGUGAUUAUCUGGUCGGUACUCAACUAGAUGACGCGCUGGCCGCUGGGCAAGAUAUAGCGAUAUCAUGGCCUUUUGCGGAUGGCGAUGUUAGAGACUGGACUCAGGCUGAAGCCAUUUGGAAAUAUGUGUUAUUCAACCAAUUGGAAAGACGACGUGCACAGAACGAAUCGCCAGUUUUGCUUUCAAUGUACCCCGGGCUUUCCCGAGAUACUUACGAGAGGACAUGCCAAGUGUUCUUUGAACGAUUCAACGUCGCUGGUUUUUCCAUCCUUGAGCGUCCAAUGGCGCAACUAUAUGCAACGACAAGCCUCAGCGGCGUGGUCGUUGACAUUGAAUAUGAUAAAACAGAUAUAACACCUAUCUACGAAGGCUUCAUUCAACGGUCCGCAUGCGACACCAUUCCUUUGGGUAUCCGAGAUUGCCAGGAAUAUCUCGUUCACAUCCUCCGACAUUCCAACCCAUCGUUGAUGAAGACUCUUUUCCCUCCAGAUUCUGAAAUCACGCCAAGUGAGGAGAUUAUCGAAGAGACGCUGCUCGCUUUCGUGAAACAAAUUUUGCAGGAAGGUCAUAUUAGAGUGCCUUCUGACGGAGAGACAGCAUUACCAGAUGAUGAAGGGGUAACGGACAUAGCCGCUAUUGUUGUCGCAGGCAAAGAAAAAGCUGUCAUCGAGUCGGGAAUGAAGAAGAAGGCCAACGCAAAGGCUUCGGCGGCUGAACAAGCCAGAGCAAGAGAGAUCGAGGCCUUAGACUUGAUAACCGUCCAGUUCCGUGACAAAUCUGUAACUUUGGGAAAAGAGAGACAUAGGCUUUGUGAACCGCUCUUUGAUCCAACCUUGCUGAAUGGAUUAGGCAAACGCAGAAGUUCAGUCUCAUUGCAGAAUGCGACAGGGCAUGCUGUGCGUCAAACGGAGCUGGAUAUGAGGCAGUAUAUCUGGCAGGGUCUAUUUGUCACAGGAGAUCUGACUCGGCAUGUCAAAGGCAUUGCAAUAGCAUUACAAUCUCGUUUGUCUCCCUUUAUUGCCCAACCAGAAUUGCAGACAGACGUACAACCUCGAUCUAUAAGAAUUCUUAGCUUGCCUGAAUAUUAUCCUGAAUACCGUGAUACAGGGGAGGGAUUUGCUGCCUUCCUUGGAUGCAGUAUUGUUGCCAAACUCACAUUCGGCGAUCCUCACGGUAAAAAUUUUGUUUCCAAGGCGGACUACAGUCAAAAAGGACCACAUUCAAUAAUUGAGAUGUCCCCCGCACUUCUGUAGCUACUAGGAUCAUAACGAGUUCAGUUGUGUAGUCUGAUGAAUCGAUUUGAAUUUUGGAUGCACAUUGGAGGUUAUGAGUAACAGAUUUCUAGGGGAUUCGA